Solea solea (common sole) is the source of this 3659-nucleotide messenger RNA. It is a transcript of the gene mpi, whose product is annotated as mannose phosphate isomerase. Gene Ontology annotation, biological process: carbohydrate metabolic process; GDP-mannose biosynthetic process. Gene Ontology annotation, cellular component: cytosol. The coding region runs from base 41 to 1309 and encodes 422 amino acids. NCBI's taxonomy places the organism in Eukaryota, Metazoa, Chordata, Actinopteri, Pleuronectiformes, Soleidae. The transcript has 8 exons. The record is from RefSeq and is a predicted model, not a curated record. Gene Ontology annotation, molecular function: mannose-6-phosphate isomerase activity; zinc ion binding.
CGUCAUCGACGGUCUGGGUCUGACAGCCGACGUCGCAGCAAUGGAGGAAGUGAGAGUGUUUCCCCUGACCUGUGCUGUUCAAAACUAUGCAUGGGGUAAAAAUGGGCUGGACAGUGAGGUGGCCAAACUGGUCGUAGGUGGAGACCCACUAGCUGUCAUAGAGGAUGGCAAGCCUUAUGCUGAGUUGUGGAUGGGUGCCCACCCAAAAGGUGACGCCCAGAUAAAAGACAACAGGAUCGCACAGACCACGCUGGGCCAGUGGGUCGCCCACUUCCCUGCCUGCCUGGGCUCCAAAGUUAAAGACACUUUCCAGGGUCAGCUGCCCUUCCUCUUCAAAGUCCUCUCUGUCAAUACAGCUUUGUCCAUACAGGCCCAUCCUAACAGGGAGUUAGCUGCUCGUCUCCAUGCUCACUUUCCGGAGUACUAUCCAGACAACAACCACAAGCCAGAGAUGGCCAUUGCCCUCACCCCCUUCCAGGGCCUCUGUGGCUUCAGACCAGUGGAGGAGAUCCUGGAGUUCCUUAAAUGUGUCCCAGAGUUCCAUGCUCUGGUGGGCAAGGAGGCAGUGGAGGAGCUGCAGUGCAGUGUGGGAGAUGCAGUUCGUACAAGCCAGGCACUGAAGAAGUGCUUCACCAGGAUGAUGAACUGUGAGAAGAAGGUGUUUGUAGACCAGCUCAACAUGCUGGUGAAGAGAGUCACUGAGGAGGGUGCAGCGGGAAAGGACACAUCGAGCAGCAACGGUGACCUGUUGCUCCGUCUCCACUCUCAGUAUCCUGGUGACAUUGGCUGCUUUUCCAUCUAUUUCCUCAACAACAUGGUCCUGGAUCCUGGUCAGGCCAUGUUCCUGGGAGCCAACGAGCCUCAUGCAUACCUUUAUGGAGACUGCAUCGAGUGUAUGGCCUGCUCAGACAACACAGUGAGGGCCGGUCUCACGCCAAAAUACAUCGAUGUGAACACGCUGUGUGAAAUGCUCAACUACAGCCCUGCGCCUGCCAGCUCCAAAAUCUUCCCAUGUGUCCAGGACCCUUCAGACCCGUGUGUGGAGCUCUACGACCCACCAGUGCCAGACUUCAGUGUGAUGAGGAUACAGGUACCGGCGUCGGUGAAGCAGUACACCAUGGCUCCUGUUGACAGUGCCAGCAUCCUCCUGGUCAUUGACGGCGAUGCCGUGGCGACCUCCGUCGCUGCCCUAUCUGAUGUCCCCCUGAGGCGGGGUACUGUCCUGUUUGUCUCGGCCAAUGAGAGUGUCUCUCUGCAUAUCACCUCCUCGUCAGGCAUGAACAUGUUUCGUGCCUGCUGCCUCCUGUAGUUGUGAGUCUGUGGCUGUGUGUAAAACGUCAUACUACCUGUUUAUUCCUUCUCUGGUUUGACUCACUCUUUAGUGGGUAGUGUAUUAGAGCGCAGUGUCGGUGCCCAUCUGUGCCUGCUGUUCCACCCUUACCUAAACUGUGUGUGUGGACUGGUGUGUGUCAACCCCUUUAUACCAGCAGCAGUGUGCUUGUAAUCCAGCAACUCAACAGUUUUGCUGUCUUUUUAACUGAUUCCAUCCAGUUUAACAGUUGUCGUGCAAGUACAUCACAUCCUCUACAGAUCUUCACAAAUCAAAUUCUACUUCGGUGCUCACGAAUGCUGGACAAAGAAGCAUACAGUAAAAUGUAAUGUUAGGUAAAACUAAAUCUGAUGCGGUCCAGUACAAUAUUGCAAUAAAACCUUCCUUCAUGAAGGUCAUAACACUGUUUUUUUUUUAUUGUUUAAACCUUUCAGAGAGGUAUUUAUUUAGAACUUUAUGGUCACUGGAAGUCUGUGCUGCUGUUAAAAUGUAUUGCGUUAUACCGAAAAAUGCUGCUGAGAAUGUGAUAAAAACACCUGUUGACUAUUACACCUGUAAAAAAAAUCACACUGAACAAUUGACACUGAACCAAUAUAAGUCCUUGUCAGUAGGCAAACAACAUCUGUUGCAGAGGGUCACAUGUUUGUGACUGAAAUUUUAAGAACUUUUGGUGAGGUCACUUUUUUAAUGGAAGCCCUUUUAGUGGUCCAAUUUUACUCUUUACUCUAAGUACACCUACAGCUGUACAUGACUAUUUUCCCCUUGCAAAGCUUGUGUAAAGGUAACACCCACUGACAACGACUUAUUAGAAAAGCAGAGUAGGGGAUAUGUUUACAGUGGUGCAGUACACGCCACAACUUUAUACAACUACAGUACUAUGUUUAUAACUGAGCAUGUCUGGUUACUGCCCCCAAGUUUUUUCAUUUUAACUAAAGCUUGAAUAAAUAUAUAUAUAUAUAUAUAUAUAUAUAUAUAUAUAUAUAUAUAUAUACACACUUUUGGAGGAAAUACAUUAUAAAUCAACAGAUGAGAGCAUAUUAUGCAAUACUACUGAAAUACAUGUGCAUGUUUUAUUUAGAGCAGUAAUACUGGAGAGGACUGUAAUCAUUUUACAAGCCACACAGUCACAGUUAGGUCAGUUAAGUUGCUGAGUAGUACUGUGUUUCAAUUUUACCACUGCAUGUUUGGAAACUCCUUAACGUGGUGAACAAAAAAAAAACAAGAGAUGAAACUAAGAAAGGGCAUCUAGCUUGGAGCGUCUAAUGAAGCAUGACUAAAGGGGAAUCAGAAAUGCAUAUUGAUGAAAACUUCUCUCUUCUAUAUGAAUCAAAAAUGCACUAUUGCUGCUUGUUUUACUGUUUGCUCUAACAAUCUGACCCAAGCCCGUUAACACAUUCACGUUUGGUACAUUUGUUCCAACAAAAAUGCUGCAUUUAAUUUUAUAUUACUGAAACAAAUACUCAGAAACUGUAUUUCCAAGCCAAAACUUUGUAUGUGUCGUUAGUUGUAUUGAUGUGUCAAUGAGACAUUACAUAUGAAGUGGAAAAUGUCCCAGAACUAACUGUAUUAUAAAGGUUUCACCUGUACAUUAUGGAAUCAGUAUGUAAGUGGUUUAUCCUCACCAUAUCAUCUUGUGUGUCGACCACUUCCUUACACGUUGGUACUAUACUUAACUUUAACUUCAGCAUGAUGUAAACGUUUGCAUAAUAUUCCCUGUAACACCAGGGUUGACCAGAAUUCAAUCAUGAAGUCAUGGAUUUUCCUGUUUGUUUUAAUAACGUGUGUUUUAGAAUGAAUGCUUUAUCAGUCUGCCAACCUGCCAGUGAUAUAUUAAUAUCUCUUUUUAUAGUUUGAACUAAGUGAAUGACCAGCGUAUGGAGCCAGUCCUACACAAGAUUUGACCUACUUUUUGACCAUGUUACUGAUGGGGGUGAAGCUCCAAGCCUUUAUAAAUGCACCUAACCUGCACUUUUUUUGUUUGUGCUGUGAUAUUAACAGUUAAAAUAAUCCCAAACCCAUCUCUUUAAAAAAAAUUUAACUUUUGAAUUUGAACUUUUAAUUCACCACAUAUUUCUCAGACUUUGCACAGUGGUUAUUAUAAGGGUAUUGUUGGACUAUUUUCUUGUGUGUCCAACCCCCCCCCACACAUGUAACACAUCCUUCAGAUGCACACAAAUAAGAAGACCAUGGUGUUUAAGUUUGAUUAUUCUUAUUUAACUAAUUCUUGGAGUGAGGGCAUGGUUUAGCAUUUUUGAUUAUGGUGAUGCUGUAGCAUGGUACCACAGUGGACAUGAAUGUAAAACUGGUUUAAUAAAAGUUUGUUCCGUUA